Messenger RNA from Striga asiatica, 1389 nucleotides. The record is from the annotation of a GenBank genome assembly. Lineage: Eukaryota; Viridiplantae; Streptophyta; Magnoliopsida; Lamiales; Orobanchaceae.
AUGGAUUUAGAUUUCGACAAGUACUGUCUUGUAGAUAGACAAAGCCCAACAACUGUAGUAUCAAAAACUACGAUUAAAGGGACUUCAGUUGAAAGGAAGAAAAUCGAGCUCUCACAAGCAAAUGCACCUAGCUUCUCUUUUGAAAUUAUUGAUUCCUUAUGCACUUCUGAUGAAGAUGGGCCAAUAAUAACUUCACUCUCGGGAAAAGAGACUUCAGUUUGUAGCCAUAAUAUAGAUUCGGGCUUGUGGGCUUCCAUGGUUCCAACCGAAUCAGUUAGUGGGCCCGUAAACUCUUCAAACGGGCACAAGUCACGUUUUAAACCCGUCAAAAAGAUUUUCGACCCAUUUGUUAAAUCCAAGCUGCGAAGAAGCUCGUCGAGUAAUUCAAACGAAAGAACAAAUAAUGAGAAAGAGAAUAUGCAGUCUUCUUCUUCUUCUAUAGCCCACUUGCAUGGCCUUCUCAAGCUCGGGAAAAGGCGUGGGGUCCCGUUUUUUGAGUUUUCGGUUAAGUCAAUGCCCGAAGAUUUUUACUUGGCCAAGAUUAAACGAGCGGAAAACGGUUUAUUCGAUUGGUUUUACACGUUCCAUUCCCUUCACAAGGGAGGAAAGACGAGUCGUAAACUUACCAUUAAAGAUGGAAAUCGAGCAUUAUCGUCUAAUAUGUUGGGUCAUAUGCACGUCUCGUGCAAUCCGUGCGAAAAUUCCGAGUUUGUGUUAUACGAGAGCAAGAAUAAUAAUAAUAAUUCAUCUCGGUUCAAAUCGCCCGAGCUAGAAAUCUUGGCCGUCGUCGUGAAGGUCCCUUUGGCCAAAAAAACAGAGGAGGGCAUUCUCGUAAUUUCGCAUCCUCCGGCCGAGACUCAUGUCGUGGUGCCAGCUGGGGCCCACGGCUCGCCAGCUGGCGGCGGCCGGCCUUCUCGAUUGAUCGAUCGGUGGAGGCGAGGUGGCGAGUGCGACUGUGGCGGGUGGGACAUGUCGUGUCCUAUCGACAUUUUUAGCUGUCCGAACAUUAAUGUCGAGAAUGCUGACGUGGCGGACGGUCGAAAUAUUAUUCCGACGAAACUAUUCUUUGAGGGUAAAAAGGACAAUUUACCGGCGUUCGACAUGAAGGUAAUAACAGGGGAAGAAGGGAAGUUGUACCAAGUCGAUUUUCACGCGCGGUUAUCUUCGUUGCAAGCUUUCGCGAUUUGUGUGGCCAUAUUACAUGCGGAAGCCGAGGCCUCGGGAAGAAAGAUGGGCGGCGGACAGGUGUCGCGAUCCGAUUCGCUGAGGAUAGUAUAUGAUAAAGAGGACACAGAAGAAGAAGAAGAUUGUGAAGAUAAAUUAAUUGAACAAUUUGAGUUGCCAUCUUUUGUGCUCAAUCCACCAUUUUCACCGAUUGCUCGAGUUUAG